GAAAGAAAGAUUAUGAAACAGAAAAGAAACGAGGAAAUUUGAGAAACAAGGACAAAGAGAAACAACAAGGGAAUGAGAGAGAGAGAGAGAUAAAGAAAGGGAUAGAAGUGGAAUGUAUGAUCAAAGAUAAAGAAAGAUAAGAUACGACAGUCCGAGAGAAAGAAAAAUAUAACAGAUGGUAAGAGAGCGGGAACGUGAGAAAAUGCAAAGUAAGAGAGAUCUUAAAUAGAAAGACAGAGGAAAUAUAAGAGGGUGAGCAAAGAGAAUGCCUGAGCAAAAGUGAGAGCAUAGAAAAGUAAGUGAGAGUGGAGUGAAAGAGCGAGAAAGACAGAAGAAAACGGGAGAGGGAAACAGAGCGUGAGAGAGAGUGUAGGAUGUGCGGCCGAUUUUGGUUGGACACAGCCAAUGCCAGUAAAAAAAGUGGCAAGGGAGAUUUCCAGAGGAAGUGAGUUCCUCCUCACAAAAAUUUAUGACCGUUCAGCUGAAAUUAUGCCAGUAGGCAAUAAGGUAGCUUGAAUACUAAGGGGGACUGCUCGCUUCUUCGACAAACACCAAGUGACCAGGAAGAAGAACACAAAUAAAUCUAUCAAAGCCAAGACGAAAAUGAAAGUAUUAGCAGGAAGCAGAACAGAACAAAAAGGGUAAAAGGAAAUAAAUCGCGUCGCAAGAUAGUAGUCAAAGGAACCUGUGUACAACUGAGGAAUGGAAUACCAAAAAUAUUAUCAUCAUAUUACUCUAACAAUCUACUUCAGCCAAAGGUGAUCCACAUCAAGGUUUUGUAUGAAGGGGAUUGAUGCAUGCACAGAUUCCAAGUCAUUUGACUGCGGCCAUGCUGGAUCACCUCAGGACUUAUUCUUUGCCUCUUUCUACCCAUAUCCUUCGGCGAUGUAUGAAGAAGACUUGAUCAGUCAACGAGCGAGAGCCUUCCCUUUGAGCCAUGGACUUAUGUCAGCACCUCAAGCUUUCUCAUUCGGUUUCUCCGUGCAUCCUGCACAUGACCCGAUGUCCUUGACAGUUGGUCAAGGGCAGCAGUUCAGUACCUACCCACAUCUAGCAACCCACGAUCACAAGCGAAUGAUCAGCGGACCGGGUGGCGGUCAGGUGGAGACCAGUGACAAAACAAUAAAGAUUGUUUUAGAAAACAGAGACUUAUGGCAGAAGUUUCACACUCUGGGUACAGAAAUGAUUAUAACCAAGACUGGACGGCGGAUGUUCCCAACGCUUAAGGUCAGUCUAGAGGGACUUGAUCCUCACACCAAAUACAUAUUGCUUAUUGAUGUGCUCCCCGUCGAUGACUGUCGCUACAAAUAUCACAAUUCCGAAUGGGUGGUCACAGGCAAAGCUGAACCCCACAUGCCAGGACGUCUGUACGUCCACCCGGAUUCCCCAGCAUCAGGCUCGCAUUGGAUGAAGCAACCAGUCUCAUUCCACAAACUCAAACUCACUAACAACAAUUUGGACCAAAACGGACAUAUUAUUCUGAACUCCAUGCACAAGUACCAACCAAGAGUUCACGUCGUACAGGCCAACGAUGUAUUCACUAUGCGUUGGGGAUCAUUCUACACCUACGCCUUCGAGGAAACAAAAUUUAUUGCAGUGACAGCUUAUCAGAACGAACAGAUAACACAACUAAAGAUUGAUAAUAAUCCAUUCGCAAAAGGUUUUCGAGACAACGGAAUGGGCAGACGACUUGAUGAGAGAAGUAUUCUUCCGCCCAAAGACGUAGUCUCUCCAGAUGUGACAGAGCAGGUCUCAUUAAAACUACUUUCAACUAAAACAGACAGUUCAGGGGACCAUAGGUUAGCACUGAAGCGCCCGGGUGGCGAUGAAAAUGACGCCGACUUCAAAAAAGAACUGAACGUCACAAAGAAGUCACGAAGCGAAGAGGAAGGUAGCGAGAAUAGCCAACACACGGGAGAAAACAAAGAUGGCGUCAACGACAGUCUGUCUGAUUCAUCUGACGAAAUACAGAGCGACAAUCCUGACACAGACCUUCCUCCUUGUCAGAUAUUGGAGAAGACAUCACGCACUCUCAACUCCUCCGUCACCCUUACAAAGCCGUCGCUGACAAUGUCGCCAAAUCCGGCACAGAAUUUCACCUCGAUGACCUCACAAUGCCAGUACUUGAAUGGUGGCCGUGGUUACACUCAGGCUUGUAUGGGUGAGCAAAUGUACUACCCUCACCAUCCGAAUACGGGGCGCUCGCCAUCAAGUUCUUUCCUUCCGGUCACCACAUCAACGCUACUUCCGCCGGUAUCGUCCAGCCUCAGCUUACACCCUGUAAGUCCUCAACUACAAGCAUGUCGUCUUUCUGGACAAACUAACGCAUGUGCACUGGCUCAAAGCACUUCUCAUCUGAACCCAGCCACCCAGGGCUACGCUAUUCGGACUUCUCCGCAGCAGAACCACCCGUCUUUGCCUUCGUGCACCUAUAUGCAGACUGCCCAACCAUAUCCAACAACGUUGACCCCCAACGUUCACAUGAUGAACAUGAACUUUACAGGACCUAUGGCGUGACAGUAUAUUCAAGUUGCCUACAGGUGGCGACACUGUAUAGAAAAUAAUUGAAUGAAAAUAAACCCUAUUGGGAUAACACCACAUAGAGGUGUUUUCUGCAAUCGGAAAACUCAAGGUUAUAUCUAUUGAGACGAAACAAAACAUAUGACUAAACUAAAGACAAAUGAUUUUACAAACAAAAUUUUAAAAAUAUAAGCUAAAAUACAAAAAAAAAAUUAACCAAGAAAUGAUAUUGAAUUAUAAAUCAUGAUCUCUGAACAAAAAAUUACAUUUUCACGUUACAAUUUUGAGAAAAGUUUCAUUUGUUUAAAAAACACAAAUCAAAUCUUUGGAGUUGUUCGUUAGAAAAAAAAGCAACUGUAACAGACACCACACAUAAGCAUCAAAGACAAUGUCUGCAUAUAUAUAUAUAAAGUGACUAAACUAAACUGUAUACAUUUGUAAGCAUGUGUAUAUAAAUGUUAUUUUCCGCAUAUGUAUCUGAGUAAAUAUAUAUUUACCUAGAUACAUUACGCCUCUAUGUAUGUAUAUAUGUCAUAUGCAUGUGUGUUUAUAUAAACGUGUGAAUGAUAAGUGCAUAUAUAUCUUUC
Messenger RNA from Octopus bimaculoides (California two-spot octopus), 3107 nucleotides. RefSeq lists its product as uncharacterized. Gene Ontology annotation, cellular component: chromatin; nucleus. Gene Ontology annotation, molecular function: DNA-binding transcription factor activity, RNA polymerase II-specific; RNA polymerase II cis-regulatory region sequence-specific DNA binding. Gene Ontology annotation, biological process: cell fate specification; regulation of transcription by RNA polymerase II; positive regulation of DNA-templated transcription. The record is from RefSeq and is a predicted model, not a curated record. NCBI's taxonomy places the organism in Eukaryota, Metazoa, Mollusca, Cephalopoda, Octopoda, Octopodidae.